Molecule: messenger RNA, 1650 nt
Organism: Solanum pennellii
Lineage: Eukaryota; Viridiplantae; Streptophyta; Magnoliopsida; Solanales; Solanaceae
Product: homogentisate geranylgeranyltransferase-like
Exons: 12
Coding region: 92-1330 (412 amino acids)
Cellular component (GO): membrane
Molecular function (GO): prenyltransferase activity
Source: RefSeq, a predicted model, not a curated record
GGUGUUUAACAAAGGACCAAAGUGAAAAACUAAAGGUGCAUUUAUUUAUUUAUUUAAGAGAUAAAUAAGAAGAAAGAAUUAGGUCAGAUAUAUGAAAAAGAAGAAUGUAAAAGAGGGGUUAUUUAGAAAUUGGAAUUUGAGAAGCCGCAUAGGUUGUUUGUUUAAAGAAGAAUAUAUAAUGCUCCAUUUACGUGCAUGCUGCUGUCAAUUUCCCUCAGUUACAAAGGGAGUUGAAUUUUCAAAUGGUAGAAUUAUUCCCAAAUGGAACUUGUGUUUUCCAAGGCAGAAAUGGAGUGUAUCAAAAAGGUACAUAAUUGCAGCCUCAUCACCACAAUGCUGUGAAAUGGAAAUGGAUGGUUUAUGGACGACGCAACUCAAUGCGCUCUAUCAAUUUUCUCGCCCACACACUAUAUUUGGAACUAUUAUAGGGAUCACUUCCGUCUCUACUCUACCAAUCAAAUCCUUAGCAGAUAUUUCUCCCAUAUUUUUUCUCGGACUAUUAAAGGCAUUAAUUCCAUCACUGUUAAUGAACGUUUAUGUGGUUGGGUUAAAUCAACUGUUUGAUGUCGAAAUAGACAAGGUGAACAAACCAAGUCUGCCACUGGCUUCUGGAGAAAUUUCAAUGAAACGAGGCAUCGCAAUAGUUAUCACCUCCCUACUCAUGAGUUUUGGUAUGGGAAUUAAGUUUCAAUCUCCACCAUUAUUAGCUGCUCUCAUUGUUAGCUUUCUUCUUGGAAGUGCAUAUUCUGUAGAGUUGCCUUUUCUUAGAUGGAAAAGAAAUGCAGCCCUGGCUGCAGUAUGCAUCAUGGUUGUGAGGGCUAUCAUUGUUCAGUUUGCUUUUUUCGCACAUAUACAGAAAUAUGUGCUGGUGAGGCCUAUUCUCUAUACAAGAUCUCUGUUUUUUGCUGUCACAUUUAUGUGCAUCUUCACUGCUGUCAUUGCCCUGUUUAAGGACAUCCCUGACGUCAACGGUGAUAGAAAUUUUGGCAUCCAAUCUUUAAGUGUCAGCCUUGGACAAGAACAAGUGUUUUGGUUAUGUAUAAGCAUGCUUGUAGCUGCAUAUGCAGCUGCUAUGGUGAUUGGAGCUACUGCUACUACUCUUUCCAACAAGCUUGUCACUGUUUUGGGGCAUUUCUUACUUGCUUGUUUUCUAUUAUUUAAAGCUCAUGAACACGUAUUGCAGGUUUUGGGGCAUUUCUUACUUGCUUGUUUUCUAUUAUUUAAAGCUCAAUCGGUCGAUAUAUCAAGUCAAGUAUCAAUAACAUCUUUUUAUAUGUUUAUAUGGAAGCUUUUCUAUGCAGAAUACCUUCUGAUUCCGUUUGUUCGUUAAGGUGGCAGAUUUAAAAUGCAUGGGUGAUUAAAAGUUCUUGGAAUUGCUAGGGAAAUGUAACUCAAUUAGAAUGUGAUUUGCUUUAUCAAAUUUUUGUCUUAAUUUUCCGAAAUUUAGUAAAGACUCAAGCGUGUACAAAUACAGUUGUUCCUCGCGUCAUCCUAGUCUUAGGCUAGAGUUACAUUUCCCUUUUUUUUUGUUUUGACUAGUUUUGAGAUACGUGUGAGACACCGGAAUAUCAAAUCAUGUGCUAUCCUAUUUUUAAAUAAUAAUGGAAAUUCAAAAAUAAUUCUCCAUUGAAGUCUCACAUGGAAGAUGAA